This is a messenger RNA of Zingiber officinale, 2554 nucleotides long. RefSeq names its product exosome complex component RRP42-like. NCBI's taxonomy places the organism in Eukaryota, Viridiplantae, Streptophyta, Magnoliopsida, Zingiberales, Zingiberaceae. The record is from RefSeq and is a predicted model, not a curated record. The transcript has 9 exons. Gene Ontology annotation, biological process: TRAMP-dependent tRNA surveillance pathway; nuclear mRNA surveillance; U4 snRNA 3'-end processing. Gene Ontology annotation, cellular component: nuclear exosome (RNase complex); cytoplasmic exosome (RNase complex). Bases 1471 to 2337 code for a protein of 288 amino acids.
GUUUGCUCUCCGCUCUGGUGUUCCUGAUAUUGAAAGUUGCCAUUUUUUAAAAUCUGUUGUUUUAUUUUGCAUAUUUGGUUGAUUGCGUUAGACUUUGUAAAGUUAAAAUUUUCUGCCGUGUUGAAUCUAUUUCCUGGUUGGGUUGGUUGUCAAGUCUUCAUUUGGUAGAUGAAAUGUUUAGCAAUAGUUAGAUGGAGAACCGACAGAAUUAAAAAUUGCCUGUUGCGAUCAAAGGAAUUAACAUAGAUUCUAUCAUCAGAGCUAUGAAUCAGGAACACUAGAGCGGGGAGCAAAAAAAACGGAAUGUUGUUGAUGAUACACGCAUGAUUGAUCUGUAGAAGUUAGCACAUACCCGAACGUGGAGCUCUUUCGACCUAGGAACGUCGGACACGUUUGAUGGCUGGAGCUGUUGUGGCUCAACGUUACUCGACGGCUGGGUGGCUACGAUCACUCGAUCGAGGAACGCCAGUCUAAGUUGCUGGAGAAGAUGUUGAGGACGGUUGGAGCAACGAUCGCGGGAGAAGAGGUUAUCGGGAAAAGAGCAGUGCGGCGGAAGAGAGAAAGAGGAAAAAGGAUAAAACCUAGCUUUAGGGAUUAGGGCAGAGGGUCGAUGGAGUAAUGUUCAGCCACAACAGCUCCAGCCACUACUAGAAAUUUAACCUAUUACGACAUUUUCUUCAUGACAUUUAAUUUAAAAUCAUCAGAUCCCUGUCCUAACGCUAAAUAUUUAUGUAAUUUUUUCCCCUCAUUUAAGAAGAAAAUGACAUAAAUAUUUUCCACAGGAUAAUAUUCUUCAGUCAAUACUAUCACUUUUUUUCUAGAUAAAAAAAAUUUUGUAAGGAAAGACUUUUUUUUUUUUUGAAAAAAUGUGGCAUCACUUAAAAUUUUGAUACGUCAACAUACCUCAUAAUUACCAUUUCAUAGAAGGAAAACCAACAUAUCUCAUAAUUACACUAAGGAACUUCCAAUCCUAUUGUCACGCUAAAAUAUUUAUGUCAUUUUCCCUGCCCUAACGCUUAACCCAUUCCCUCAUCACACGCCGAUUUUUCUUCUCUGUUCUCGCUCGCCGCUCCCCCGCCCUAAGCCCCGCUCCGAUCCUCUCCUUUCUCUUCCCUUAGCUUCUCUCGUCAUCGCUGCUUUUCUCCUUGCUCCUCCCUAAUCUGCUCUCAUCGGCGCUCCUCUCCCUUUCUCCUCCCUCUGCUCUCGUUCGUUGCCGCUCCUCUCCCUAAUCUGCUGUCACUGUCGCUGGGAUCUUCACCCACGCUCACGCAUACCUGUGCCGCCGCCGGCCUCCACCACGAUUCCUCCACAGCACUGCCUACACGCUGUGAUUCUGCCUUUCUCCUCCCAAACUCAUUCUUGUCGUCGCUGCUCCCUAAUCUGCGGAUCUCACCGUGAUUUGUUGUAGAUUGGAAGAAUUUAAUAGUCACCUUGCUCCUUUCUACAUAAUCGAAUCAAACAGGGAGGAUAAUGGUAGGCCUUUCUCUAGGAGAGAAACAAUUCAUACAUGGUGGGAUUGCUCAGGACCUCCGCACGGACGGUCGAAAAAGACUCCAUUACCGACCCAUCUCAAUCGAGACAGGAGUCAUUCCUCAGGCGAAUGGGUCUGCACGAGUUAGAUUGGGAGCAACAGAUGUUAUUGUUAGCAUUAAGGCAGAAUUGGGGAAGCCAAGCUCUCUACAACCGGAUAAAGGAAAAGUUGCUAUUUUUGUUGACUGCAGUCCGACAGCAGCACCAAUGUUUGAGGGAAGGGGAGGUGAAGAACUGUCUUCAGAACUCUCAGUUGCUCUUCAGAGAUGUUUACUAGGUGGUAAGAGCGGAGCAGGGGCUGGAAUCGAUCCCUCGUCCCUUGUCAUUGUCGAGGGUAAGGUGUGCUGGGAUUUGUACAUUGAUGGCCUAGUUGUCAGUUCAGAUGGAAAUCUACUUGAUGCAUUAGGCGCUGCAAUCAAGGUAGCUUUAAGUAAUACAGGCAUCCCAAAGGUCACUGUUAUUCUUGGACCUUCACCAAAUGACCAACCAGAUGUUGAUCUCAGCGAUGAAGAGUUCUUGCAGUUUGACACUACUGGAGUCCCUGUUAUAGUUACCCUGACUAAGGUCGGUCGCCACUACAUUGCUGAUGCGACUUUGGAAGAGGAGUCUCAAAUGAGCUCCGCUAUGUCUGUCUCCUUGAAUAGGCAUGGACAUAUAUGUGGACUGACGAAGCGAGGCGCUGCUGGCUUGGACCCAAGUGUUGUUCUUGACAUGAUUUCAGUAGCACAGCAUGUAGGCGAGCAACUGAUGUCUAUGCUCGAUUCAGAGAUCGCCGCUGCAGAGGCAGCAGCAGCCCAGGAACAAUGAUCUGUCUGCAUCCUCCAAAGUUUCCUCCCAAUCUGCAGGAGAUCGAAUGUUCGACUCAUUUCUUUUAGUAAUUGCUGUUAGCUUUACGUUUGAAUGUUGUGGAGCAAUUUUUAUCAUCUAAACAGAACUUUAGUAAUGUAGUGCUUAGAUUAAAGUAGAAAUCUUAUUAAUGAGAUAUAAUGACAGGAGGAUCAAAGUCAAAUAGGCAUUUUUGGCA